AUGUUUCAUCACUCUCAUAGUACGAGUCGUUACGUACAUACAAGACCAAUUAUUUCACUAAAACCAAGUUACAAUUCAGUAAUCAGAGGUUGUCCUGGUAUAUCAGAUACUUUACCUCGAAUUGAAUGUCAAUUACAAAUAAGAUCCAACAAUGGGAAACUUUUCAGAAUUGAGAAAAUUGAAGUAACUUUGAAAACUAUUGAAUCGCUGAUAACCACAACGUCAAAUAAUGUUAGGUCGUUAACUAAAUCGAAAUUGAAAUCCAAGAAUGAAAAGCACAACACACAUUAUAAGAAAAACAUACUGAUAUCGGAAAAGGACCUUAUUGGUAUUGAUAUUCCUUUGACCAUAGGAUUACCCGACGAUAUUAAAGAGACCAAUUAUAAUAAAGAAUUUGGCAAAUGUAUUACAGUGCUAGAAUGUAACGUAUCGUAUAUUGGAAAUGAUAAUGCGAGUGGAAGCACCUCUGCAAAGAUUGAAUCCUUCAGUCAAAUAAUUAAUGUAGAAAGAUAUGUAUAUAUUCCUUCCAAAAGACUAUUUCCGCCCAUCACGAAAAAAGUUUCUUCUCCAGACAAAAGACUUCUAAUAUCUUAUUCUAUAGAAAAUCCAUGUUUAAGUAUAGAUGAUCUUUUAAAGUUAGAGAUUGAAAUAAAACCUGACUUAUUCCAAGAAUCCACUCAUAACAGUCCACAUAUACCGAAUGAUAAUGAUCGAAUAUUCAACAAGAGAAAAACAAAGAUAAAAUCCGUAACUUUCAGAUUGAAAGAAUUCUUAGAAGUUCAUAAUCCAGAAUUCCCAUCUGAUGAAACUAAAGAAAAUAUUUUGAAAGAAGUAUCAACUCCAGUGAAUCAAGUGGUUACAAAUAACGGUAUUACAUUUAAGACGAACGUCAGAGUAUGUUCUAAGGACUCUUUAUUCAAAAAUUUCGAAUCAACAAUGCAAGAACCUGCCUUUCUUUUUAAGUUACCUCCAGAGCACUCAAUCCCAUUUAUCAAGCAAGGAACAUUACAGAAUCAAACCACUAGGCAAAUAAAUACGAAACUUUUACAGAAUAAAACAAACGAUGUACCCAUACAGUAUCACAAUUCAAUUACAACAAUGGGUACUUUAUUUUCAAUUUUCCAUUCGUUGGAAAUGAAGUUCAAACUAGGCAAUGGUAAGAGCUUCCAACUACAUCAAAGACUGGAUAUAGCUCGUUGGCCAGUAAGUCAGGUUAAAUAUAUCGAACAAAUAAUUCAAAAAGAGAAGCAAACUGCUAAUUAUGCGAAACAAUUUUAUAAUAAUUUCGGUUCCAUAAAAAGAAAUAAACAUUCUGGAAAUUUAGAAUAUCCACCAUUACCACCUGUAGUAUACUAUCCAGAUGCUGAAACGUUUGACAAAUUUGGAAUCAUAUAUGAUAGUACAUCCGAUAAUGAAUAUGUAACUUCGAAAGCAAGAUUACCUCGAAGGAUUGCUGUUAUUGAAUGA
Naumovozyma dairenensis CBS 421 is the source of this 1467-nucleotide messenger RNA. RefSeq names its product Rgl1p (gene RGL1). Gene Ontology annotation, cellular component: division septum. Gene Ontology annotation, biological process: division septum assembly. NCBI's taxonomy places the organism in Eukaryota, Fungi, Ascomycota, Saccharomycetes, Saccharomycetales, Saccharomycetaceae. The record is from RefSeq and is a predicted model, not a curated record. The transcript has a single exon. Bases 1 to 1467 code for a protein of 488 amino acids.